This is a messenger RNA of Cinara cedri, 423 nucleotides long. The record is from the annotation of a GenBank genome assembly. NCBI's taxonomy places the organism in Eukaryota, Metazoa, Arthropoda, Insecta, Hemiptera, Aphididae.
AUGUACGAAAAUAACUUCCCAAAUGACCAUUUUAGUAAAACCGUUGAAGCAUAUCCUUUUUUGGAUGUUAUUAAACUUAAAACUGAACUACAACUGUUCUACAAAAGAACCGAUUUUCGUGAUAUGAAUUCAUCAGUUCAUUUAUUGAAAUUUAUAAUUGAAAAUAAUUUAACACUGGUAUUUUCUGAAAGCUACAAACUUUUAAAAAUAAUUUCAACUGUUCCAAUGACUACAGCUGAAGCCGAGAAAUCGUUUUCUACAGUGAAACGUAUUAAAACAUUUUUGAGAAAUUCAAUGACGGAAGAUCGACUUACAGCACUAGCAAUGUUAUCGAUCAAAAAACGGAUGAUCAACAAUAUUUCAAACUUCAACGAAGAAGUAAUAAACAGGUUUGCAGAAAAAAAGAUAGAAGAAUCGAUUUAA